AUGGCCAAAGCUGUGGUGGUUGGAAUCAGCGGGUGUUCGUCCAGCGGGAAGACGACUCUAAGCCGACUGCUUCGGGACAUAUUUCCCAACGCCUUUGUUCUCCACGAGGAUGAUUUCUAUAAGGCUGAUACAGAGAUACCGAAGAAGGAUGACGUCCUCGACUGGGACUGCGCGGAAUCCCUCUCAAUUCCAGACAUCGUCAAAUCCCUCGAUCAUAUCAGUCAACAUGGCACAUUUCCACCAGAUCUAGACUCAAAGGAAGAUCAAAAUUCGGUCGGCAAAUGUCCUGUCCCAGACGCAAAAAUCGAAUCACUGAAAGCCAAAGUCAAGGGUUGGAUGGAACCCGGAAAUCCCGGCCACGGAAUUUUUGAUUCGGUGCCUGACGGCAGGAGGCUCUGUAUUUUUGAUGGAUUUCUCCUUUACUCGGAGCCCAUGGCACCAAUACAAUCACAGAUUGACAUCAAGCUUUUCUUACGCGCAAGUUAUGCAAAAGCAAAGGCUCGACGAGAAGCACGGAGUGGCUAUGUCACGCUCGAGGGUUUCUGGGCGGAUCCCCCUGGAUAUGUCGAUAAGAUUGUGUGGCCAAACUACGUGGAAGAUCACAAGUGGAUGUUUGAGAAUGGGGAUGUUGAGGGGAAGUUAAAGGAUGAGGUGCUAAGGGAGCGAAACAUCCACAGCCAGCCGGGGCCGUGUGAUGAGGAGCUGACAAUGACAUUAGAGUGGGCGGUCGAAUUGAUAAUGCAGCAGCUACCGUUAGUGGCGGCUCGUAUAUGA
Venustampulla echinocandica is the source of this 774-nucleotide messenger RNA. RefSeq names its product p-loop containing nucleoside triphosphate hydrolase. The transcript is spliced from 3 exons. The coding region runs from base 1 to 774 and encodes 257 amino acids. Gene Ontology annotation, cellular component: cytoplasm. The record is from RefSeq and is a predicted model, not a curated record. NCBI's taxonomy places the organism in Eukaryota, Fungi, Ascomycota, Leotiomycetes, Helotiales, Pleuroascaceae.